Messenger RNA from Populus nigra (black poplar), 3976 nucleotides. Its product is annotated as DNA-directed RNA polymerase I subunit 2. The transcript is spliced from 27 exons. Gene Ontology annotation, molecular function: DNA binding; DNA-directed RNA polymerase activity; ribonucleoside binding. The record is from RefSeq and is a predicted model, not a curated record. Gene Ontology annotation, biological process: DNA-templated transcription. Lineage: Eukaryota; Viridiplantae; Streptophyta; Magnoliopsida; Malpighiales; Salicaceae. Bases 133 to 3654 code for a protein of 1173 amino acids. Gene Ontology annotation, cellular component: nucleus; RNA polymerase I complex.
UUACCGUUGCAGCCGUAAAACAAUCAAACCCCGCCUGUCUUCUCUCUUCUAAAACCCUAAACCUGUAAAACCCUACGCAGUCUCUCUCUCUCUCUCUCACCCCGUAGCAACAGAGAAAAACUUUCAGUUCCAAUGGAGAAGAAGGGUGGAGAAUUCAAGGAGCUGGAAGAGCUCGUGAGGCACCACAUAGAUUCCUUUGAUUACAUGGUGGAUAGAGGAUUGGAAAUCAUGUUAGAUAACAUCAAGCCUGUCAGAAUUUAUGAUCCUCACACUGAUACCAGUCUCUCACUAUACUUGAGUAACCCUCGAAUAAAUGCUCCAAUAAAGGACGUUCGUUCAAGGACAAAUCGUAAGAGGCUACUUCCUUUUGAAUGUCGACAGGCUAAGGUUUCGUAUACUGGGAAGUUUGAGGCGGAUGUUUGCUUUCAGUAUGAUGGUAGACCAGUUAUCAGAGAAAAGUAUAAUUUUGGGCAGUUUCCUAUAAUGUUGAAGUCAAAGCUUUGUUACUUGCGAAGUGCUGAUCCCCAACAGCUUGUUUCCUUAAAAGAAGAGGCGUCAGAAGUGGGUGGUUACUUCAUUUUGAAUGGGAUUGAGAGAGUUUUUCGAUGUCUAAUUAUGCCGAAGCAGAACUAUCCAAUGAGUAUGACGCGAGGUUCAUAUCGUGAACGAAGGGAAGGACAUACAGAUAAAGCAGUUGUUAUAAGGUGUGUAAGAGAAUAUCAAUCUUCAUUAACAGAUCACUCUUCAGUAACAGUUAGACUAUAUUAUCUUCGCAAUGGAAGUGCCAGAGUUGGAUUUUGGGUAAGAGGAAGGGAGUACUUGCUUCCUGUUGGCAUUGUGUUGAAGGCCCUUGUUGAGACCACAGACCGGGAAAUUUAUGAGAAUCUGACAAGUUACUACGAUGAGAAAUAUGAGGAGGUAAAAGGAGCUGUUGGCUCUCAGCUUCUAGGUGAAAGGGCAAAAAUUAUUCUCGAUGAAGUUCGGGUUGCGUCUCUUUUCACUCAGGAUGACUGUCUGCAGCAUAUUGGGGAGCACUUUCAACCUGUUGUGGAUGAGAUGGAAAACAAAACUCCAUAUACUGUGGCCCAUGCUGUUUUGAAAGAUUACGUGUUUGUUCAUCUUCCUAAUUUUCACGACAAAUCCAGUCUGCUGAUCUUUAUGUUGCAGAAACUUUUCUCUUUUGUCGAUCAGACUUCUGCACCAGACAACCCAGAUUCCUUGCAAAAUCAGGACAUCUUACUUCCUGGGCACCUGAUGACCAUUUAUCUCAAGGAGAAACUAGAAGACUGGUUGCGUAAGGCGAAAUCACUUGUUCAAGAUGAGCUAACAAAAAAUAACACUUUUAAUUUCUUGGCAGUAGGAGAUGUUAGGAAGGUCAUGGAUAAAAAUUCCCCGGUAACAGUCAGUACAGCUGUGGAGUCUAUGUUGAGAUCUGGAAGACUGGCAACGCAAACAGGUCUUGAUUUGCAGCAGAGGGCUGGUUACACUGUUCAAGCAGAGAGGCUCAAUUAUCUGCGCUUUCUUUCUUUUUUCCGUGCUGUACAUCGAGGAGCUUCCUUUGCUGGUGGUCGCACAACAAGUGUGCGGAAAUUGCUUCCUGAAUCAUGGGGUUUUCUUUGCCCAGUCCACACACCUGAUGGGGAGCCAUGUGGGUUGCUGAACCACAUGACUUGUUCUUGUCGUGUUACAUCAUAUUUUGAUUCGCAAGGAGUUGUUAAAGAUUUUUUUGAUAUAAGAAAAUCUAUCCUUGGUGUUUUGACCAGUCUUGGAAUGAUUGCUUCAUUGCCAAAGCUUGUUCAAGCUGGCCCUCCUAAAUCUCUUUCUGUUCUUUUGGAUGGUCGUGUCAUUGGCUCUCUUCCUUCCAGUGAAAUAGAGAAAGUUGUUGCUCAUUUGCGAAGAUUAAAAGUGUCAGCGACUUCAGCGAUUCCUGAUGAUAUGGAAGUUGGAUAUGUUCCUUUGAGCAUUGGUGGUGCAUAUCCAGGUUUAUACAUCUCCACAUAUCCUUCCAGAUUUAUUCGCCCUGUUAGAAAUAUUUCUAUCCCUUGUGAGGAACGUCAAGAUAUUGAACUUAUUGGACCAUUUGAACAGGUUUUUAUGGAAAUAAAAUGUCCAGAUGGUGGAAAUGGUGGAAGAAGUAAUGCCUUUCCUGCAACUCAUGAAGAAAUUCACCCAACAAAUAUGCUCAGUGUGGUUGCUAAUCUAACACCUUGGUCAGAUCAUAAUCAAAGUCCACGAAAUAUGUACCAGUGUCAGAUGGCUAAACAAACAAUGGCUUUCUCUUUACAAUCUCUCCGCUUCCGUGCUGAUCAGAAGAUUUACCAUCUUCAGACUCCUCAAACUCCCAUUGUACGUACAGGAGCGUACACGAAAUAUAGCAUCGAUGAGCAUCCAACAGGGACAAAUGCUAUUGUUGCAGUGCUUGCAUAUACAGGAUAUGAUAUGGAGGAUGCCAUGAUCUUGAACAAGUCCUCUGUAGAUCGUGGCAUGUUUCAUGGACAAAUAUACCAGACAGAAACAAUCGAUUUAUCCGAUGAGGGCAGCAGGUCAGAUCGAUCCCACAGAAGAUUUAGGAGGAGUAACACUGAUAGGUCAUCGCAUUCCUUGAUUGAUUCAGAUGGACUUCCAUAUGUUGGUCAGAUAAUAAAUCCGAAUGAGCCAUAUUGUAGCAUUUAUAAUGACAUAACGAAUACAUCAAAACCCAAGUAUCGAAAAGGUUCAGAGCCUGCUAUUGUUGACUAUGUCGCUGUUGAUACGAAAAGCAAGAAGCACCUUCAGAAGGUGAAUAUUCGUUUUCGUCAUCCUAGAAACCCUAUCAUUGGUGAUAAGUUUAGCAGUAGGCAUGGACAGAAGGGUGUUUGCUCCCAGUUAUGGCCAGAUAUUGAUAUGCCAUUUUCUGGAGUUACUGGGAUGCGUCCUGAUCUGAUUAUCAAUCCCCAUGCUUUUCCUUCAAGAAUGACAAUUGCAAUGCUUUUGGAAUCCCUUGCUGCCAAGGGAGGUAGCUUAAAUGGAAACUUUGUAGAUGCUACACCAUUUGCUAGUACAGUGAGGGCAUCUAAUGCAGGAGAGGCCAAAUCAGAACCUGAAUCACUUGUUGAUGAACUUGGCAAGAUGCUAAAAUCUAAGGGCUUUAAUCAUCAUGGCGUGGAGGUUUUGUACAGUGGGGUUUAUGGAACAGAACUCACAUGUGAAAUUUUUAUUGGGCCUGUUUAUUAUCAGCGCCUUCGCCACAUGGUUUCAGACAAAUUUCAGGUCCGGUCGACUGGUCCAGUCGACCAGAUUACCAGACAGCCUAUUAAGGGAAGAAAGCGUGGUGGAGGUAUUCGUUUUGGAGAAAUGGAACGAGAUUCAAUGCUUGCCCACGGAGCUGCAUACUUGUUGCAUGAUAGGCUCCAUACUUGCUCUGAUUAUCACAUUGCUGAUGUAUGUUCUAUAUGUGGGAGCAUUCUAACGACACAUUACCAACCACAGAGGCGAAUAGUGCGUGAUAUUGGUGGAUUACCUCCUGUGAAGGCUCCCAAAAAAGUGGUAUGCCAUGCAUGCCAAACAAGCAAAGGGAUAGAAACUGUUGCAAUGCCUUAUGUCUUUAGAUAUUUAGCUGCCGAAUUAGCAGCUAUGAACAUAAAAAUGACCCUCCACUUGAAUGAUGGAGCAUGACACCUUUUGCAGUUCGAACAGCGCAUUUAUCUACACGACCAAGUGUUGGCACAAUUUCGGCCUCCCUCGGGUCCAAGCUGUUGACAGGAACCAGGUACAUGGCUUUGUGCAAUUCAUGAUGGAUGAGGAAUUCGAACAGCUGCUAUAUCUUGAAUUAGAAAGGUAUGAAUGGCGUCCUUGUACAUGUAUUCAUACUUCCAUUGACAAGUUUUUUCUUCUCUUCACAAGUAUAUUUAAUCGUGGUGAUCUCAUCAUCCAUUCUGUUGUCAUAUUUUGUGAUUUGAAACUCGUAAUUAUGAAAAGAUUGUUUCCUUCUCCUCAA